Messenger RNA from Aspergillus sclerotioniger CBS 115572, 1092 nucleotides. RefSeq lists its product as uncharacterized. NCBI's taxonomy places the organism in Eukaryota, Fungi, Ascomycota, Eurotiomycetes, Eurotiales, Aspergillaceae. The record is from RefSeq and is a predicted model, not a curated record. The coding region runs from base 1 to 1092 and encodes 363 amino acids. The transcript has 7 exons.
AUGGGGGUCUGGACACAGGCGGUUGACGAGCAUGCCUCCAGGGCACUGGUCAUCGUGGUCCCGACGAUUGUGACCACGGUCAUUGCCGUCAUCCUCACUCUGCUGCGACUGUACGUGCGCAAGUUCGUCAUGAGGACACUGGCCUGGGAUGACUGGUUUAAUGUGCUCGCAACGUUGACCACCCUGGUCGCCAUGGCGUUGAUCCUCGCGGCAGUCCGGUAUGGCUUGGGACAUCACAUCGACAGCCUUGACAUGGAUCGCGCCGUUUACUGUGUCAAGCUGCUGCGGAUGUGUCUCUUUCCGUUGCUCUUCUCGACCAUCUUCCUGAAAAUAUCCAUCAGCCUGCUCCUGAUGAGACUUUUUCUCACGACCAAGAUAUGGAAGAUAUUCUUCUGGUGCUUCAUUGCCUUCAACACUAUUACCAGUAUCCUUGAUGCCGCUAUUGUGCUUCCCCAGUGUAGUCCUGUGGCCCGGGCGUGGGACAAACGAGUGGAUGGGACGUGUUGGCCCAAGACAGCGAUCAACGGGGCAGCAAUCGCGCAAGGAUCCAUUGCCGCAGGAACCGACAUCGUGCUGUCCAUCCUACCGAUCGUAUUUCUGUGGCGGGUCAAGAUACCAAUCAAAGUGAAGGGGGCUAUCUGCGGGCUUAUGGCAUUGGGAUUUGCGAGCGCAGGGUUCUCCCUCGCACGCACCAUCCUCGUAUCCACACUGACCGAGUCAACGGACCCAACCUGGGACUACGUCAAUCUCUACAUGUGCGCCUUCCUCGAAUCCUCCAUCGGCGUCAUCGCCGCCGCCGCACCCUCGACACGACCCCUCCUCCGCCCCAACUUCUGGAACAAGGAAUACUCUCGCUCACGAUCCCGUUCUCUACCCCUCCACACCGUAACAGCAAAGAAAAUCCCAGGUCGCGUAUGGGGCGACACUCUCUUCGACACCAGAUUCGAUCCCGAAGAACGACCGUGCGGGUCGAGAGAUAGUCAAACGGGUCUGUGGCCGCAGCUCAGCAUGGCGAUUAUGAAGAGGACGUCGAUUGAGGUGGUUACUAAUGAGGUGGUUACUAGUGAGGUGAAGGUGGUGAGGGGGGAGUAG